CAGGGGGAGCGGAGACCCCACGACAUCCUGGUGUCCACAGGCAAAGGCCAUGACACAAAGUUCACUGGCAUGCAACUAGGACAAAUGGAAAGCUGGUAGGACGUAUGAACUGGGAAAUACUUGAAGGCUUGGCAAAUGCAUUCCAGAUUGAAGAACUGCUGUAUUCAUCCCCCUCUUCCUUCUUUGGAGAACUGACUUCUUUAAACAAAGAUAAGGAAGAGAGGAGUAGGAGCUGUAAGAAAAUGCUGGGAUCAGAACGUGGUGUGGUGGAAGAAUGGUUAUCAGAAUUCAAGGCAUUACCUGAAACUCAAAUCUCCAGUUAUGCAGCAACACUACACCGGAAAAAAUCACUGGUGCCAGCUCUUUAUAAGGUUAUUCAAGACCCAAACAAUGAGCUCCUGGAGCCUGUCUGCCACCAGCUCUUUGAACUCUAUCGUAGUUCAGAAGUUCGGCUAAAGAGAUUCACUUUGCAGUUUUUGCCAGAAUUGAUCUGGGUUUAUCUGCGUCUUACUGCCAGCAGGGAUAGACAGAGUAACGGUUGCAUUGAAGCAUUGCUUCUUGGGAUUUACAAUUUGGAAAUUGCUGAUAAAGAUGGGAACAAUAAAGUUUUAUCAUUCACCAUUCCUUCGUUAUCCAAGCCUUCAGUAUACCACGAGCCCUCCACUAUUGGAUCCAUGGCUUUGACUGAGGGAGCUCUAUGUCAGCAUGACCUGAUCAGGGUGGUUUAUAGUGAUCUUCAUCCACAGAGAGAAACCUUCACUGCGCAAAACAGAUUUGAGGUACUGAGCUUCCUUAUGUUGUGCUAUAACUCUGCUAUUGUCUACAUGCCUGCCUCCUCCUAUCAGUCACUUUGCAGGAUGGGCUCCAGGCUUUGUGUGAGCGGAUUUCCAAGGCAACAUGAAAAACGGUGGAAAGAACCUUGUGGCAGAGUGGUACUAGAUCCUGAAUUCAUGGUGCAGCUGCUUACAGGUGUCUAUUAUGCCAUAUAUAAUGGACAGUGGGAUCUUGGCCAGGAGGUGUUGGAUGAUAUAAUUUACAGAGCUCAACUUGAACUUUUCUCUCAGCCACUGCUGGUUGCAAAUGCCAUGAAGAACUCAUUGCCCUUUGAUGCCCCGGAUGCAUCGCAGGAAGGCCAGAAGGUGCUGAAAGUGGAGGUCACUCCCACAGUACCGAGAAUCUCUCGGACUGCCAUUACAACAGCUUCAAUCCGUCGCCAUCGCUGGAGGAGAGAAGAUGGCUUUGACUUCUCAAACGAGGCUGACUCGAGCAUUCCUGGCUCCCCGAUCCAACACGGCUCCACAGACCUAGGGAUCAAACGUGAGCAAGAGGGGGAGGUGCUGGUGCGCAGGACCCCUGAGCAUGGCUUACCGGAGUCCACCUUGGCAGCAGCCACAACAGAGGAUGUGGAGAGUGUAAAUGGAAGGGAGGAAUCCAUGAACCUCAAUGAUGCUGAUGAAGGAUUUUCAUCAGGUGCUUCCCUUAGCAGCCAGCCAGUUGGGACCAAACCUUUAUUGUCUACAUCCCAGAGGAGCAGCUUAAGAAAAACAGCAAGUGGGCGUUCUGCUAAAGAUAAAGAAACAUCUUCUGCCACUAAAUCCAGUGAGAGCCCUCGAGAUUCAGUAAUUCGGAAGCAGUACCUGCACCAGGCAACUGACUUAAGUGCAGAUGGAAUUGAGAUGACACCUACUAAGAAACACCUGAGCCUGCCAGCUGGGCAGGUGGUGCCAAAAGCCAGUAGUUUGAGCUUGAUCCGGACAGCCAGUGCUUCCUCCACUAAAUCAUUUGACUAUGUGAAUGGCAGUCAAGCAGGCUCCAGUGUUGGGGUUGUCACUGAGGAUGUUACUAAUCUAGCAGUUGGCAGUGUCAAUCGAUUUUCAACUAUCAGCCUACAGGAAGAUCAGCUAGGCCAAGCUGGGGACGGUAAAGAUCUCCUUACCCCAGGAGCUCCCCUGACCAAGCAGUCUCGAUCUCCAAGUUUCAAUAUGCAGCUGAUAUCCCAGGUGUAGCUUUGAUUCCCCUCCAAAUCCUCCAUCUUUCCCUUUAACCCACAUGAAGUUCAUCCUUGAGCAAAACAAGAACCUUCAUCCCAUGGUGUAAAAAUACUGACUGUUGUGAUCUUGUUUGAAUCGGUUUAGAUAUUAUACUGUAUUUUGUACUGAAACAGCAAUAAAUCUCUCCUCUUCCCCCAGUUCCCGCCCCUUGUAAACAUGGUUGUGAACCAGUAUAAAAUGUACUGUAUGCCUUUUCCUAUGCCUUCCUUUCUCCUUGGGUGAUGUGCAAUCCAUCGUAGGCCGAUCAGUCCCAUUUCAACACUGUGAGACUGGAGAUGUCAGCGGAAAUGGUGAAUGUGAUCCCUAUGAGAUGAUGCUUUGGCUUUUGUCAUGAAAUAGAAACGGGUUAGUUUUCUCAAUCUACAUUACUGCAAAGACUACUGGAUCGUGAUUUUUUUUCUUUCUCAGAACCAGGAGUGCCUCAGAGAUUCUAAUAUGACUUUGGACCUCUCUGAGUUUGUGCAAUCAAUUCUGGGGGAGGGGAUAGUUAUCAUUGCUCCUGGCUGUCUACUGCACUUUCUCAUUAAAAUGAGGGUAGUUCUUCUCUCUCCGAUCCGUACUCUUACCCCUGAAAUACUAAACGUUUAGAAAAUGAGAUGUGCAUAUGACCAAGUUGUUGCCUGCUCAGACAGAGAGGGCUGUGAGCUGAUGAUGAUGUAGGUUACAGUGCACUUUUAAUGGCGUUGUAGCCAUGUUUAAUGUUACAUGUCUUCCCUCCAGGACACAGGGUCAUUGUGAUAGGCUACAAUUUAGAAAGACUAUAUCCUUAAAGUAGUUCUGAAGUUGGAGGGGUACACACUUUCCCAGGAAUAAUAAACUAGUCCUAUUUUUAUGAGUUAAUGAUCACUGAAUUGAUUAAGUGUAUCUUCAGGUAAAGAGAGGGCUUCCUCAGGCUGAUUUUUAGUGUCAUGGUUACUGGAGAGACCCUCUCAGCUGCUUUCUAUAUAGGGUGUCCCUAAAUUCAGUCACAGUAUAGAUUCUGAAACUUACAUUUCAGACGGAUCAUUCUCCAAGGAGCUGUAUCAGAGACAGAGAUGAUGGUUUGUAGAAAUACUGAAGCUUCAAUGCUAAACACUUUUCUAGAAGCAUUGUCUGUACAAAGGGAUUAUUGACAGUCCUUUUCUCCCAGAAGGAUCACACUUCACUGCCUUGGUAUUUAUAACCCAUUGCAUUUUGUAAAUACUAUUUCAUAACUUAGUGGUGUGGAGCAGCCCAUCCUCUAGAAAACUCAGAACUCAUGCCAUUGAAACAAUUUUUGAAUGUAUGUGUUUGGUGUAUGAGCAGUGUUUGGUACUUAAGCUAGAGAGCACUGUUUAAAAGUACACUUCUGAUUACAAAGGAAAAUGUUCCCCAUAUCUUUGUCUCCAGUUUGCUUUUGCAGAGAAAAAGGAAAGUUUAACCUUUUUUUCUCUAUUGUAUUAUUACCUGGAAGUGUAUAGGUUACUAACUGAUAGAAAAGUAGACAAUUGCAAUCUUUUGGGGUAUGGGCACUUUGGCUUCAUCAUUUUCACUGUGAAAGAAUAUACACAGGUAGUUAAAAAUAACAGGUUAUAUUAAUGAUAAAGUUGUAAAGAAUUCUCAACUAUAAAGUAACAUUACAUUGUUAUUUACUGCUUUCUUUUAAACGUAACUGCUGAUUCUCUUUGCGUUUCAGCCCUCAUUUCAAAUAGUGUCGUCUUCAAAGCACUUUCACCCUCUUUAUUUAAACAAAGGAAGGAGUCUUUGUGGCUGAUAGGCUAAAUGGCCAAGUGGGCAUCUAAUCUUAAUAAUUCACUUUCGGAGAGGAAAGAUUGAGAUGAGAAUAAAACAGUAAUUGGCAAAGAGAAAAUAAUGUCUUUUUUUCUUCUUUUUUUUAAUAAUUGCAAUUAGCAUUUAAAUAUCACUUGUGAGCAUAAAUAGAACAAAGACCAAAUCGGGAGUAACUAUGAGGUAGAGCACCUGGGUAACACCAGCCUCAGGAAUGUCUACUAUGAAAAAUACUAAAACUGCUGUAUAGCAAGAGAUUGACCCUGGUGUCCGUUCAUUUUCUAGAGCACUAACAGUGGAAGCUGUGCCACAAUAGUUGUGCAGAAGUUUUGCUGUUUUUAUUUAAAGAGUAAAAAUGUUUCAUUUUGAACAGAUGAAAAACAGAAAAGGGAAUAUUUGUAAAGAUAAAUAGCCAUAACUGAAAAGUGAUAAGGACCAAGUUAUUGUUAUGUUAGGUUUUUGGGGCAGGAAUACAAGUCAGACUUAUCAACUGAGCUUGGAAGAAUUGCAACAUAUUUUUGUUGUGUAGUUAUAAACAAAACAUUUCCAUUUAUGUUUGGUAGCACUGUUUUCAGGUUCUCCAUUGACCACUGAAAACUCUCACUUAAUGGGUUUAUAACUCUCUUUUUAAAAUUUGCAUCAAGCCAUAAACUUAACAAAAGUUUUCACAUCAUAAUCCAUUUCUUAUACAAAAUGAAAUUAAAUGUGUUCAGCAAAAGUAAACAGUCCUGUGGUUUCAGAUGAGGAGUAAAAUUUGGGUGCUCAGAUCUGAAUUGUUUAAAAUCUUAGGUGUACAAAAAACAGCUUUGUGUUUAGUAAUCUUUUUGAUGGUGUGUCUUUUGGUGCAUCUUAAAAAUCAAAUCUUUUGUUAGCCUGCUUUUUGUGUAUAUAUAGACCUUACUUUCUCAAGUUUUUGAGAGGUCUACUCUAUUUUGGUUAGCAUCCCAAUUCCUUAUAGUGUACUGACACAAUACAUUAUAAUUUUUCCCAAGGACCCUUCAGGUGCUUUCUGAGUCAGACGUACUGACCGAUCAACAUCUUUCUUACGGAAUAACUAAUCCAUUAACGAUCAUGAAGGAGUUGGUUAUUAUAAUGUGUCAUGUCAUUUGAGUAUAUCAGUAGUGCCCUAAAAUGUGUCAGUCUAUGCCAGGGGGGAUUCAAGUGUGUAGUGAAACAUACUAGUACUGUGGCAGUAAUGGAAAUGGCUAUUUCUGGACUACAAACUGAAAGAAUUAACUGACUUUGGAGGAUGUGUUACAUGCUCGCGAUAAAUUAAAUACAAAACUAUGUUAAAAGAACUUUCUAAUGAUCGUGAGAGAUGCUUAAACUUAAAUCUCUUGAUACCUAACUGUCUUGGUAUGAUGGUGCAUUUGGUAUGUAACAUUAUGGACUAGUUUUAGACCCCUGUGACAUUUCAGUAUGGCUGCCGCAUACAAGAGAGAGUCAGAAAACCGACUGCUACAUUCACCUUCUUAUCUAAGCAUGUGUGCACAUGGCUCUUGGGUGAGGAACAGUGGGUACUGUAUGCAGGUGUGUGUAUAUAUACAUAUAAAUAAGGAUAAAUGUAUUAUCCCUUGAUUUUUAGUAUAACUAUAUACUGUUUUUACCACAUUACAAUAAUAUGCUGCCAUUUUGUAACUAAUUUUCCUGGGGCUUUAUAAUUUAAAAAAAAUACAAAAUUACUGGCUUGCUAAUCAAAGCUUUGAUCGACCUUUCUAGGUAUUUAUUCUAAGUAGCAUUUUGGUUGAACUGUGAGACAUUUUUCUACUGCAGGCAGCAGAGUGGCAAGUAAUGUUGGCUAAACUGAAUGUGCAACAUGAAGAUUAACUUUCUGUAUUGUCCCUUCAUUUAGCUUUCAGUGUAUUGCGAUGUUGGACCUUAUUGUACAUCACACAUACAAUUUUUGAAUAUCCUUUCUGAUAUGAUUUUUAAAAAGCUUUUUAGCAGUGUGAAGCUUGAAGUACCAUACUGUAAUAGUAAUUAUGAUAUCAUGGCAAGGAUGUGUCAUAUCUAUUUUGCAUACAGAAGUCACAGAUAUUUAAAUCUGUUUCCAACCUAGAUUCUCAUGUUGUUCUUGCUAGCUUUAAAGUACUUAAAAUCACAUGCUUUGACAUCAGAAUAGUGAGAAUAAUAUUGUUUUCUGAUAUUUUAUUUGCACUAUUUUUGUGAAUAGUAGAAUUUACUGGGGCAGGGUUUUUUCUCACCAUGUGAGGUUUAUUUGUGUGUGGGUAGAUGCAUACAUUUGUCACGUGUUGACAAUCAGUUGCCUCAAUUGUGUGUAUACUCUGUGUAAAUACAAAUGUGAGAUUAAGGGGUAAGACUCAUGACUAUAUAGUGGCAAAGCUACUGCAUAGUGGGGGUAACCUAUUUUCCACCCCUUUGUAUCUAUACUAUGUGGUUUGCUUUACAUUUUGACUAUUAGUAUUUCAUUGAAAAAUGUAGCGCAAGGAAAGUUUCUUCAGUACAUAGUGGAUUAAAGGUGUAUGAAAAUUAUAUUAUGAAGACUUAAUUUUGGAGCAGGUUAUUUUACACUACUAUGGCCAUGUUUAUAUCAAUAGCAUAAACUUAUUUUUGUCCUUUCUGAUAAAUCAGUGGCUGUCUGCUUUUCAUGUUUUCAGGUUUUGUUUUUUUUUUUAUUUUGUGAUGAAUAGACCUGAAAAAAAUUCUGAUAAAUAGAUUGAUCAUUUUAGUUGGAUUAAAAAGAAAUAAAAAAUCUAGUAGUAAACCAAAAGAAUCUGCAGAUCAGGUAGAAACUAAUAAUAGCUUCUCAAGAAAAGAAGCAGACUUAAAGUAAGCUUUAUAAAUUACUCUACACACAGGAUGGAAAUCUAUAAAUAGAACGAGCUAAAUAAGUUUUAUAUAUGCGCUGUACACAGAACAAAGAUAUUCUUAAUGUUCUUAAAAUUUAAUAAUCCAAACCUAAAUUGUUGCAAUCUCUCAUUGCCAAAGACAUUGUUACCUUAGUACAUUUAUCAUGGUGUUAAGUGCAUUAUUAUUGUUGCAUCCAUUGAUGCUAUCAAAGUAGUCUGUGUGGAUAGUGAAUGUGCAUUUUUUAUUCCGUGAGUUAAGGAUGGCUGCAAAACUCAACAGACAAAAUUUAAGAGUAAUUUAUGCCCGUUCAUUCCAAGUUUGCAUAAUAAAAAGCACAUAUUUGCUGCAAAUAGAUUAUGUAUUCCGUUUAUACUAGACCAUACCACAUGUAAUGUUUUAUUCAGUAUUUAAAUGUAAUGUUUGUUUGUAGGAGCUGGGCCUUAAUUGCCCUUGAUUAUCCUAGUUUAUUCCGUUUCCCCACAGCUCUUGGAUAGUCAUGGGUUUUUAUACUACACUAAAGUUUUAUUUUCAUAUUUUUGUGGCUGUAAUAUAAAUAUAUUAAUCCAUUUUUUCAAAAUUACUAUAACACUUGAUCAUCUGAAGCCCCAAAUUAUAUGGCUUUUACAUGAUGAUGGAAGAAAAUGAAGAGCUGUGGGGCAAAUUGAUUCAUGACUAGUUGGUGAAAAGAACAUGUUUUGUGAAGCUGGCAUACAUAUUUAUUUUCACAUGGCCAUUGCAUACAUUUUAAUAUAUAUUUUAAUGCAACUCCUACCUUAAUACUAGCUUGCAAAAUAUAGAACAGGAAGAAAGGAGGUGGCUAUAGCCACCUACAAAUAAAUAUACCUGAGAGUUGGGUAAGGGUUGAUGCUUGCAGUUAGAAUAGAUUCUGUUAAUUCUGUAGUCAUCCCUAGGUAUUGGAAACAAAAAUCCUCAGAUACAAUCUGUGGAGGAGAAAUUAAGUUUAAUGUGUGCAGCCUGUCCCAGGCUAAACAUAUAUAUAUAUAAUUUUUUUUUUUUUUUAGUUUUAGAAUUAAUGGCACAUUUCUUUGUUUCAUGAUUUGGUGUAUUUUUCUCAUGGUCUAGAAAAGUGAAUUCUAUCUUCACUAUGGGCAUCAGAGUUUACCAAAGAUAAUGUUCAAGGACCAAAAGUGUCUGAAAAAAGGUCCAUUCUUCAGUAAUUUGUCCCUCUCAUCUAAAUAAUUAGUUUUCUACACCUGUGAGGAAUAUUAAUGAAAACAGGCAUACAAUAAUUUUGAGAUUCUGACACAUUUUUAGCUAGAAGCUAGGGUUUUAAGUUCCUUAGCAUGAUAAAAAUUGACUUUGUUCCAUUUGUUAUUUUGGCAUAAAAUCCUAUUUAUUGGCUUAUAGUCAGUAAGAACUGAAUAGCUUGGCACAGAAGACCUUUUUUUAUUCUGACUGAAUGCAUCUAUCAAAGUAAAUUUAAAAUUCUGACCUUCCAAAAGAUUUUUACGUCUGGAAAAAUUCCAUGCAGAAAUGGUUUAAUUACUGAAAUGCCUACAAACAAGAGCAAAUAGUUGUAUUGUGUCUGUAACUGGGAUGACUAGAAUUUUAGGAAUCCCUGCCAGUAAGCCAAGACAGUGGG
Molecule: messenger RNA, 8211 nt
Organism: Alligator sinensis (Chinese alligator)
Lineage: Eukaryota; Metazoa; Chordata; Crocodylia; Alligatoridae
Gene: HYCC2
Product: family with sequence similarity 126 member B
Exons: 14
Coding region: 105-2006 (633 amino acids)
Biological process (GO): protein localization to plasma membrane; phosphatidylinositol phosphate biosynthetic process
Cellular component (GO): plasma membrane
Source: RefSeq, a predicted model, not a curated record